AAAGUGAGACGAAAACGCUGCUUUCCAUUCGCUCUCUUCUUCUUCCCGUCCUUCGCGCUCCGGAAACUGCUCUAGUAGUGCCGCCGUAUUCAGCCUCCGGUGGUUCUGACCCACGAGCCAGCGAGCGACGUGAUUCGUGGCGGCGUGUUCAUCUGCACAACAGUUGAGUGCUUCUUGGGAGUUCGACAAUCUCCACGCUCUAAUCGACGCCAGAUUCGAACACCCACACGCCGGGCAUCCCCAAAUCGGUUCACCCAAAUCCUGUUCGGUUUGCAUUGUCAGAAUCGAGGCAAGCGUUCCAGUUCGUUUCGGUCUGAUGAUUUACACAGCCAUCGACACCUUUUAUCUCACUGAUGAGCAAUUAACGAACUCACCUUCGAGAAAGGAUGGGAUUGAUGAAGCUACUGAAACCUCCCUGAGAAUCUAUGGUUGCGAUCUCAUCCAGGAGGCUGGCAUAUUGCUUAAAUUGCCUCAAGCAGUCAUGGCUACUGGGCAAGUUCUAUUCCAUCGUUUCUAUUGCAAGAAAUCAUUUGCCCGCUUCAAUGUCAAGAAAGUUGCUGCUAGUUGCGUGUGGCUUGCCUCGAAGUUGGAGGAAAACCCUAGGAAAGCCAGACAAGUAAUUAUUGUUUUUCAUAGAAUGGAAUGUAGGAGAGAGAACUUACCCAUUGAUUUCUUGGACCCUACUCUCAAGAAAUAUGCAGACUUGAAAACGGAGUUAAGUAGAACAGAGAGACAUAUAUUGAAAGAGAUGGGUUUCAUUUGUCAUGUUGAACAUCCGCAUAAAUUCAUAUCUAACUACCUUGCAACGCUUGGAACACCUCCAGAACUGAGGCAAGAAGCUUGGAAUCUAGCCAAUGACAGUUUACGUACAACAUUGUGCGUUCGAUUCAAGAGUGAGGUUGUUGCUUGUGGGGUUGUACAUGCUGCUGCUCGAAGAUUUCAAGUACCCCUUCCUGAAAAUCCACCUUGGUGGAAGGCAUUCGAUGCAGAGAAGUUGGGAAUUGAUGAAGUCUGUCGAGUUUUGGCCCACUUGUAUACCCUUCCUAAGGCACAAUAUAUCCCAGUCUGCAAGGAUGGAGACACAUUUACAUUUUCUAAUAAGUCACUGGAUUCACAAUCCCUUCCGGUCUCCAAGGAAGUUCCACGGAGCAGCCCAACAGCUAACGAUGGUGCUUCUAUUGCAAAAGCCAUCGCGGGAACUAAUCCUGAAUCAGGUGGGUCCAAAGAUGAGAUGGUUAAGUCAUCCUUACACAAGCUCAAGGAAUCUAAGAAGUGUGAUGAUGACUCCAAGAGCGUUCUGCUUGAAGCCACUUCUAGGGAGGAGCUUGUGCCUAAAUCAAAACCUGACCGAAGAGCUGAGAAUGGUGAAAAGAACAAGGAGAGAGAAAGAGAUAGGGAUAGGGAAAGAGACAGAACCAAGUCUCGAGAUCGAGAUAGGGGACGAGAAUCUGACAGAGAACGUGAGAGAGAGGAUGCAGACAGAGAGAAAGUCAAGGACCGAGCUCAUCGCUCGAAGGAUAGGAGCAAGGAGUUGGGAGGGCAUUUGGAGAAAUCAAGGCACCACUCAUCGCGAGAUCUUGAUUACCAUGGCUCAUCAUAUUCUUCCCGCGAUAAAGAACGCCAUAGGCAUCAUUGAUAGAAUGGAAUCAGGUCAAUCUUCUAUGAUAGGAGGGGUGGCAUAGACAAGGCAGCAUGGGCUUGGUCUCUCUUGGAUUUGUACCAACUCCAAGUACAGUACAGUAUUGCAGAUAGAUGGAGUGUCAACAGAUUUAGUGAGAAUUCUUAUUUUUGGUAUACGCCCACCUUGAUUUGACAAUUAUGUGUUCACCAUUUUAGAUGACUAAUUUGCAGGUUUAGAGCCACUAAGAAGUAUGAACUCGAAACGUAUGAAGAAGCUUAUAGGGGGCUAUAAUGAAUAUGUACUUGGAAUGCGAAAUUACAAAGUUGUAGCAUCUACUCUGGUUAUCAUUAAUUUGUUUGUGUUUUCUACCCCAUCUCUGGUUUUCCGGAAUUGAUUACUCUCUCAGGAAUUCCAUGCUGAAAUUGAGGUGUGCCAGAAAUGUAACACAAUGGCAGCAUGAAGGUUUGACAGUGGCCAUGAGCAUUUGAAGUAUAUUAGCAGACAGACCUUUCUCUGUUCGUUUGACCAUUCUUCUCAAGGUGUGGGUACUUUGAAUGCCAUGUCUAUUUAGUUUCUGUUUAAACUAGUUUAAACCGUGUGUUAAGGACAUGUUAUUGAGCAAUAAUAGCAGAAUGCAAUUUUGACACGAGGUA
This is a messenger RNA of Cucurbita pepo subsp. pepo (vegetable marrow), 2274 nucleotides long. Its product is annotated as cyclin-L1-1. Lineage: Eukaryota; Viridiplantae; Streptophyta; Magnoliopsida; Cucurbitales; Cucurbitaceae. Gene Ontology annotation, molecular function: cyclin-dependent protein serine/threonine kinase regulator activity. Gene Ontology annotation, biological process: regulation of transcription by RNA polymerase II. The record is from RefSeq and is a predicted model, not a curated record.